AUGCAAACCGUGAGUGGCGAUAAUCCCUCCUUUUACUUAGACACCUCACCCAGUGAAGGUGGAAAUCAAACAGCUUGCUCAGCUUCUGAAGGUAGUUCUGAAGUAGAAGCGCCUUCAUUUGAUGCCAGUUCGAGGUUAUUUUCUUUCUCCGAGCAGGUGGCACCUUCGAUGACAACUCCUGUUCCAAAUAGGCUGAAACCGGGUAAUAAGAAAUCCUUUGUAUGGAACUAUUUUCGACAUCCUGAAAAUGAAGCUGGAAUUGUUGAUAGGACUAGAACACAAUGUCUUCUCUGCAAAAGUCAGUUGGCUUUUAAUGCUUCUGGAACCACAACAACGAUGCUCAAUCAUUUAAAAAGCCGUCACGGUGAAGUAGCUCAGAGGGAAGAAUCUCAGCGAAUUCGCACUGGAACAACAACUAGAAGGAAAGAGCAUUCCACUUCCAGAACGACAUAUUCCCCACUAAAAGCCCAUCAGUCUCCGCUCCAACUUCCAAUUCCUUCUCCUCAGAUACUUUCUUCCAGAACUAAACAUUCCGAUGGUUGUGGUGUAGACUAUUCGCAAAUUUCGGAUGAUCUACGCAAGUUUUCGCAGGAUUCAAAGCAAACAAAUCAAAAGCGAGGCCAUCUUCAACCUUUCCUAGGUUUCCCUGGAUUUAAUAAUGGGAACAGACAGGCAAUGCCAUCACCGGAAUCAAUUGCGGCAGAGGCAGCUGCAGCUGUGGGUUUGUUACCUCCAUCCAUGUUUCUUGGUGGCCUCCAACAACUUCCAGCAGGCGGAUCGAGCCCAUUCAUCCCCCCUUUAUUCUCCCUGCCCCCUCCUUUGGAAACAGGCUCUCUGAUGCCCCAACUAACAGGUUUCCUGCCAUCAAACUUCCAAUCUUUUCUUCCACCAAGUUCUUCAAGUAGUUCAGAGGAUUCCGCUGAACAGAUUCAACCAGAUUCUGGUCCUCUUGCAGCUGCAAAAGCCUGGCUCUCAACCCUUCCAGGUCUUCCUAGUCAAAAUGGUAGUACAAGCGGUAGCAGGAUGGCGAAUUCUCUCCCGAAUAACAGCGCCCCCACAAACUUUGCCGCCAUGGAAGACUUUUUGAAAAGUCUUCCAGGUAUGUCAGGACAGCAACAUGCUGAUGGUUCACCAAAUGGGCCACUUUUCCCUCAUGUGCCUCCUGAAUUACUUUCAAAUUUGGUGCAUAAUAAUCCCUUAGUGAUGAGUCUUCUCUCGAGAUCUCAAGCUCUCUUGGCUUCUCAAGGUUGUGUUCCACCACCGUCUAUGCCCCAGCCCGGAUCAUCACCACAGAAUUCAGCUUCGAACUUUCCUCUCCCUGCUACGUCAACAUCUAGUAGUAUUAAGCCAGUGGCAAGUAAUUCUGAGGCAUCUAUUGGAACCGCUAAACGCAAACGCACCAGACCUGUUUAUAUACCUCCACAGAUGAGGCCAGCGAAGUGCUCCUCUCUUGAAGUUGGUCCGAAUGCAAUGGAGAUUCCUGAAGACUUGAGUGUGCAUAGAGAUGAGGAGUCAAAACUUGAAAAACCAAAGAAUAAACUGCUGGAAACUAAGGAGAAAGGGACGAUUUUGAGGGCAGAACCUCUGGAGAAACGCCUCGCUUACUUUCUGAUUCAGGAGAUGCUGCCAUCAGAGAUCAUUGAGGGGAAGGGAUUCAAGGUGAGUUGUACCUUUCGAAGUAGGACACAGCUUCCCCUAAGUAGCUGA
This is a messenger RNA of Rodentolepis nana, 1707 nucleotides long. The record is from the annotation of a GenBank genome assembly. NCBI's taxonomy places the organism in Eukaryota, Metazoa, Platyhelminthes, Cestoda, Cyclophyllidea, Hymenolepididae.